AAGAAUUAGAACAAUAAAGUUUAAAAUGUUCAUCUUACAUAUAAACAUUGUAUAUUUAAACUUAAAUACUAAUCAGACACGGACGGAAAUUAAAAGGAAAAUUAAAAGUAUAAAAAUAAAAAAUUUGAUUACUUUAUAUAAGGUCUCAAUUGAAGAAAAAAAAUAAGAUACAUCCUCGGGGGACUUGAACCGUAGCUGAAACCGUUCAAGUUCGCUACACUAUCAUUGAAAUACAACCUUAUUUGUAAUUAAAAGUUACAAAAUCUUAUUUACUUUUAAUAAUGAAACUUUGAUCAUAUAUAUUUAAAAAGGCAUCAAGUAUCUACCCUUAUUAUGUAAUAUUUUUUGUAAACAAGACGUUAAAAUCUACUAGCAUACAAAGUUUCAACGAAAUCGAUGAAGGUCUUGCGCUCUCCUCGUUAAUGGCGAUUGAUGGCGAUUUUGAAGGUUCACGUAAACAUGGAAAGGUUUCUCGACACGAGUAAUUCCUAAUCAAAGAGCUUCGAGCGUCUAUGUCGUAAAAUAGAAAAGACAUUGAGCUCAUGGUAACCGUAAGAAAUAUUUUAAGACUUGCGUCAAGUUAAUUUUAUCGAUAAUUAUUCCUUGGAACAGAAUCGUACAAUCGAAACUUGUGCUCGUAACCUGAACGCAUUUGCUCUUUCAAGAUGCCUUUUAAAAAGGACUUGCGGCUCGUGUUAAAGCCCUAUUACUUGAUAAACAUCCUGCUCAGCGUUUCGUACAUCGUCUCGAAACGUGUACCGCUUGUUUGUCAUUACAUUUUCGCGCAAACCGACUGCGAACUCGAUGGGAGAGAAACAGAGAUUCUAUUUUUCCUUAUCAUAGUUAUAAUGAUAAGGUCACGGAAAACUGGAAGCGUCACCAUGAUAAACUACUUGUCGUCCAGUUUUGUUUACACCAAAGUUGCCAAUUUGAUUCUUUGGUUCUAUGCAGACAUUCGUAUGGGGAUAUUGUUCGCUGUUAUAUUCAUCUUGUGCGGUUUAAUAUUCCCUGAGCCAACAUACCAAGGCCCAGAGAAUGUGAUCUACCUGCGUGGCGCGAAUGGAUUACAGGAAGAGCUACAACGAGAUGGACGAGUUGUUUGGCUGGUCGCAUUCUAUACGGCGUGGAACCCAGCUUGCGUCAAUUUCGCGCCAAUAUUUUCUGAGCUAUCCGCAGAGUAUGCUUUGGAAAAUUUUAAAUUUGGGAAGGUAGACAUUGGAAGAUAUCCAGAUGCUGGGGCAAAGUAUCACAUCAGCGAUGCCAGCACUAGCAAACAACUUCCGAGCUUGAUUCUGUUCAAGGAAGGCAAAGAGGUGGAAAGGCGUCCUCAUGCUGAUCACAAAGGCAAACUGGUUAAAUUUCUUUUUUCACUGGACAACAUAAAGGCAGCAUUCGAUCUCAACAAUAUUUACAAAGAUUGUAAAAAGAGUCUCCUGAAGAAGAAGGAGAGAAAAACAGUAAAGGCAGAUUAAUGUAAUCUGUGUUUUUUAAACAUUUGUUCAAAUGUUACCAAUUCUAUAGCACUGCCAAACGAAGGAUUCUACUACGUAGAACGGAUUAUGUAUUACGCGUAUGUACAGUCGAUGUCUCGCGCAAACUUUAAUCUAUAGCGACAUACUAAUAUUUGUAAAUAUUUCCUUGUACCUUUACCAUCACACGCGGUUUCGUGUACCACUGUGUUCUGAUUAGUAAAUAUCGUAGCGAUAGAUAUUGCUACGAAUGAUGUUGAUAUCGAAAAGUGCCACGUGUCAAGUAUCGUUUACACGUAUAAGAUGUUUUGCAUUAUCAUAUAUUUAUCCACAGCGAAAUGUAGCUUCUAGUUACGUUAUAUAUACCUCGUAUGCGACGUUGCAUUUUCAUGAAAUAAAUGAUCGUUAAAAUAUA
Molecule: messenger RNA, 1884 nt
Organism: Hylaeus anthracinus
Lineage: Eukaryota; Metazoa; Arthropoda; Insecta; Hymenoptera; Colletidae
Product: thioredoxin-related transmembrane protein 2 homolog
Exons: 5
Coding region: 666-1472 (268 amino acids)
Cellular component (GO): membrane-bounded organelle
Molecular function (GO): disulfide oxidoreductase activity
Source: RefSeq, a predicted model, not a curated record